Molecule: messenger RNA, 1251 nt
Organism: Lithohypha guttulata
Lineage: Eukaryota; Fungi; Ascomycota; Eurotiomycetes; Chaetothyriales; Trichomeriaceae
Exons: 1
Coding region: 1-1251 (416 amino acids)
Molecular function (GO): oxidoreductase activity
Source: RefSeq, a predicted model, not a curated record
AUGGAGGUUGUUCUACCCUCCUGGGUGAAUCCCUUCGCCACAUAUACCAUCAUCUGCUUUGUUGCUUAUUCAUCGCUAUGUCAAGUGCUUCGCUUCCAGCGCAUCAAGUCUAUGAAACAAAAACAUGGCUUUGGCACACCUCCAAGGCCAGACCUUUCGUCAAUGACCGAUCAGGAAGCUUAUGAGAUCCAGUCAGAAAUAGCCGAAGCUGAAUUUCCUGCUUUGUUCGAGAAAGGUCUCCAGCUUGCUUUGUUCAGAACCUAUGGCAUACCCAGCAUCUCAAGAUUGCUUGUUCAAACUGCACAGCUGUCGACAGGCGAGAAUGUAGCAAAACGAUAUGCCGACACUGCAGUCAUAAUCACUGAAAUUUACUCGAAUAAACCAAAUCACGCGCGAAGUAUCGAAGCUUUUGCUCGGUUGAACUAUCUACAUGGUCAUUAUCUCAAACAAGGGCGGAUCGGUAACGAUGAUAUGCUCUAUACAUUGGCACUCUUCAUGAACCAUCCUGUGGAAUGGAUCAACAAAUAUGAGUGGCGACAGUUGACAGAUUUAGAAGUUUGUGCUGCUGCAACUUUUCACAAGAGUAUGGGUGAAGCCAUGGAGAUCAGUUACGAUGUCCUCCCAGGGAGUAGGAACGGUUGGAAAAACGGCCUGCAGUUCUAUCGAGAACUCGACCAUUGGGCAAAAGACUAUGAAGAGAAGAAUAUGUUGCCUCACAAGGACAAUUACUUGACCGCUAUCAAGACCCAAGAGUUGCUUCUGAGCACUGUACCCUCAUUUACCCACGGACUGGUCGUACAGAUGAUUGCCGCAGCAAUGGAUGAUCGACUCCGAAACGCCAUCAUGUUUGAGCCAAGCUAUGCUGCUGCAAAGGUCUUCUUGAACCUCUUCAUGUCAGUACGACGAUUCUAUUUGAGAUAUUUUGCUUUACCGAAAUUCGACUGGCAGCGUGAAAAGGGGUUGAGCAAGGAGGAGAGUCCUGAAGGUCGAAGAUGGAUUAAAUUAUGGUCUACUACACCUCAUUAUGUCAAGCCAACGUUCUGGAAUAGAUGGGGGCCUGGCGGCCUGUACCAGCUCAUGCUUGGAGCUCCCCGUCCUGGUGAUGUAGGGAUGUGUCCCGAGGGUUAUCUGAGAUCGAAUCUUGGUCCAAGAGCUUUUAACGGGAAAGGAAUAGAUGUCUUUGAGCAACAGAAGGCAAGGCUGACACAAAGCAGAACAGGAGGCUGUCCUUUCAUAAUCAAAGGAUCCUGA